AUGAAUGGUUUUCUUUCAACAACAAGAAUUGAUAACGUUGCAUCUUUCUAUCACGGUGAUGAUCAGAUUAACAAAGUUAAUGAGGGAUACAAACCCGUUUUAUUCGUAUUCGAAAUAGAUACGAGAAUAAAACAACCAUAUGCAUAUAUUGGUGACUGCAGUACGAAGCCAGACGAAGCAGAAGUUCUUUUUUCACUUGGUACUAUUUGGCGUAUUAAAUCUAUUAAACUCGAUAAGCACCUAUGCAUAAUUGAACUAACACCAUGCGACGAAUGCGAUUCACAAUCAGCUGAAUUGCUCAAACAGUACACUAAAAACGGAUGUGAUCUUUCAUCAGUGGGUGAUAUACUACUUGAACUUGGGAAUCAUGAUGAAGCUGAAUGGUUCUAUGAAAAAAUGCUUAAACAAGAUGCUCUUGAUAAUGAGACUCGUGGCAUCUUAUAUUACAAAAUUGGAAUGAUACGAUUAGACAAAAAAGAUCGAUCCGUUGCACUCGAGAACUUUAAAAAAGCUGCACCAUUACUUCCAUCAUCGUUUAACGAAUCAGAUGAGAGAAGAACACCUCGACCUCUAUAUAUAUACGAUAAUCAAGUACCUUUAAUUGCGAUCUAUAAUAAUAUGGGGUUUAUACAUGAAGAGAACAGUGAGUUUAAAGAAGCAGCUAACUGUUAUAAACAAGCGUUGAAUGUGAAGAAUGGUUCGCCAUCGGAAAUAGCAACAGUGUAUAAUAAUUUAGGUCUUCUUUAUUAUCGCUGUGGCAAUUAUGAAGAAGCGCGAGAACACCAUGGAAAGACUAUUGAGCUUAUUGAUGAAAGUUAUCCGAACUGGGUAGAGUUUAAAAAGAACUUUGAUCGUGCUGACGAACGUUGGCAACAUCUUAUGAACAAGAAACAGAAUGAUGCAAAUGUUUAA
This is a messenger RNA of Rotaria sordida, 912 nucleotides long. NCBI's taxonomy places the organism in Eukaryota, Metazoa, Rotifera, Eurotatoria, Philodinida, Philodinidae. The record is from the annotation of a GenBank genome assembly.